ACCUCCCAUCGUUGACCAUGGAUCCCGAGAUCCAAAACUUCAUCUCUGUAUGGCUCACCGCCGCCGCAUCCCUAAUUUACUGCCACCAAAUCGCCGCCCGCGUCCCGUCCGGCGCGGCCAGGCUCCUCUCCCUCCUCCCAAUAAUGUACCUCUUCACCACCCUCCCCCUCCGCCUCUCCUCCUUCCACCUCGGCGGCCCCACCAUCUUCUACCUCGUUUGGCUCGGCAACUCCAAGCUCCUCCUCUUCUCCUUCGAUCAGCCCCCUCUCUCCGCCACGCCGCCGUUAUCUCUCCCCAACUUCCUCUCCACCGCCCUCCUCCCCAUCAAACACACCUCACCAUCUCCGUCCAUCGCCAAAUCCGCAUCCAAAAACAAAACCCCCAAAAUCGCAAUUUUCGCCAUCAAAUGCGGGCUUCUCGCAUUCAUCGUCAGCCUGUACAGUUACAGAGAGUUUAUGAAUCCGUAUCUGAUCUACGUGCUCUACUGCUGCCACGUGUACCUCGGCGUGGAGCUGAUCCUCGCGUCCACCGCGGCGCCGGUGGCCGCGCUGGGGCUGCAGCUGGAGCCGCAGUUCGACGAGCCGUACCUCGCCACGUCGCUGGGGGAUUUCUGGGGGCGGCGGUGGAACCUCGUCGCCGGAGGGAUGCUGCGCGCCACCGUGUACGUCCCCGUGCGGCGCGCGCUCGGGGGCGGGAGGCGGGAGGCGGCGGUGGUGGCGACGUUCGCGGCGUCGGGGCUGAUGCACGAGCUCAUAUAUUACUACCUGUCGCGUGAUAAGCCCACGUGGGAGGUGACGUGGUUCUUUGUGUUGCACGGGUUUCUUGUGGCCGUGGAGGGCGGGAUGAAGUCGGCGCUCGGGGGGCGGUGGAGGCUGCCGGCGGCGGUGGCGAGGCCGCUGACGGUGGGGAUUGUGGCGGUGACGGGUGCGUGGCUGUUUUUCCCUCAGGUGAUAAGGAGUGGAUUGGAUCUCAAGGCCAUUGAUGAAUACUACGUUGUUCUGCGUUUUCUUCGUAAAUCUUUUAAUUCAAUAUGACUCCAAUACCACUGUACUUUAUUUUU
Molecule: messenger RNA, 1060 nt
Organism: Salvia splendens (bonfire salvia)
Lineage: Eukaryota; Viridiplantae; Streptophyta; Magnoliopsida; Lamiales; Lamiaceae
Product: long-chain-alcohol O-fatty-acyltransferase
Exons: 1
Coding region: 18-1034 (338 amino acids)
Biological process (GO): lipid metabolic process
Source: RefSeq, a predicted model, not a curated record